This is a messenger RNA of Botrytis fragariae, 2151 nucleotides long. RefSeq lists its product as uncharacterized. The transcript has 5 exons. The coding region runs from base 1 to 2151 and encodes 716 amino acids. The record is from RefSeq and is a predicted model, not a curated record. Lineage: Eukaryota; Fungi; Ascomycota; Leotiomycetes; Helotiales; Sclerotiniaceae.
AUGCAUUUCUCAUAUCCUCUCCUCUGUUUCCUCUUUCUUGACAUAACCACCGCCCACCAAAUACCCUACUCAUUCCGGACCCACAAGCGACAAAAUGGACCCGACAAUGCAGACUUACAAGUCAACAUCCACCCCGAGGCCGCCAAAGCUCUCUCCGCAUUUCUCAAACUCGACACUACCUUAGACAGUUGCGGAGUCGACCUUCCUUCUCUCGAACAGCCUGGGGAACCCGAAAUUCCCGUCGAUAUCAACAAGCGAGUAAAUCCCAUGAGCGGCAAACAACUCAUCAGAUGUCUUCACGGAAUUGGAAAAGCCGUUGUUCCCGCCUUCUCAACCGGGCAUAUUCUCGAACCCAUGGUGAAAUUCGUCAAAGAUAUACAAGUCAAUCUCGAUUUUAUCACAUACAAAGAUCCUGAGAUCCAACGAGAAGCUAGUGAUCUCUUGUUAUAUGGAGCUGAUUCUCUCCAUCAGAUGAUUCCAUCUUUAUCGUUUGACAACGCAAAUAAACUUCUCCAAGCCGUGUUUGCAGCUGAAUAUGCAAGGGUUGUUGAUCAAGUGGAGAACUUGGCUCUCUUUUCUCUUGCGAAUAGGCUUUUGGAGAAACAGUCUGAUAAGGAUACUUGUCCCAAAACGACUACUGGUGAUGAACAUGGAAUGGUUGAUUGUCCUAAUCCUCUAUGCGAUGGGAAAGAUGGCGUUUGCACACGACCCAUUGCAUUCCAUGGCUGUCCCUGCAGUGACUUCGUCUGUCCCACCGAAGACGACAUUCCAUAUUGCGAUAAAUGCGGAGGAGAUGAUCUCAAAAGCAAAUGCAGGGGACUACCCGACAAAGGACAAAAAUACAAAGGAUGCGAAUGCAUGGUGACCGAAACAUCUUCCCCCUGGACCUCCACCAACCACGCAUUCUACGACUUGCAGCGCUUCAUCGGAAAGCCCGCAGCCCAAGAACCCGUUCUAGAAUGUUCCUCUUCCAAAUCCAAAUUCGCAAACUGGGAAGCUGCAAUGUCAGCCAUGGGAGAUUUCUGUCGGGACCCAAAACGUCUACACUCCGACGUCGCCAGCGCCGAUGAAUUAAAGAAUGGAAAAGUAAUCAAUGCCCACUACAACAACGGCGUCUACGAUGAAAUGGACGUGCGAAUCACCUGGUACCAAAAUGAUCGCAUUGACGAAACUGGCUGUCGCAAAUUCUUCACCGCCAUCAUCGACGGCUGCGAUAUCAAUGAGAACGACAAACACGGGGGUUCCUACACCUAUCGACAAUCAGGAAACGCGAAUAAAAUUCUCAUCGCAGAAAUCCUUCCGUCCGGCUCCCUCCGCAAAUCCGAACCCCGUUGUCCCGAUCAAAACGGUCACUACUCCGCUCCACGCGACGACGAUAAUUCCGGAGGCGUGACCGUCAACUCCGCCAUCGCGCAAUGGUGCAGCGAUAACCACGGUAAACGAAUCGACUGGUUAGUAUCGGAGGAUAUAUCCUGGCGUUUUCCGAUUAAUAAUCUCCAAGUCCCAGAUCGCAGUUCCUUCUGGCUGCGUGCGAACAUGAAUGAUGAGUGUAAUCCGAUUCAUGGUGCACACCCUACGAAAGAAGCUACAUUUGAUAAGGAUCAAUGUAUCCAAGCCCUACACGAUGGAAUGAAUCAAUGUGAUGAUAAAAAAACACGCACACAUGGUCAUACCACCGAAAGUAACUGUGUAGACUAUAGUAUUAUUCUCAGCGGGAUCACGCGUUCUGGAGAUAAAGAUACCGCACCAUCCUGCGCUAACGGACAAGCCGGACGGCCCCUUUCCUCAACCGAUAUCGAUGCCGCGAUUGAUGGCUUCUGUACGAAUGGGGCUGAGAUAAAAGGAUAUGGUAAACAUGGGGAAAACAUGUAUGAUUUUCCCGCGGAAGGACAACCGCAGUUUUACAAUAAUGAUUUGUAUAAGAUGCAUUUGACGAUGGGGGCUGAGACGGUGGAGAAUGGAGGACCGGUACCGUAUAAGAAUAUGAAGUGGUGUGGGGGAUAUGAUUGGAAAAUGGGCCGAGAUGAUUGUCUUUAUGCUUUGAGAAGAAUCUAUCAGGAUUGUGCAGAUGCGAAGAGGAUUCAAGGAGGUACUUAUACUUAUCGAUGUGUGAGAUAUAAGUCAUGGCAUAUUAACACACGAGAUUCAUAA